Messenger RNA from Didymella exigua CBS 183.55, 192 nucleotides. RefSeq lists its product as uncharacterized. The record is from RefSeq and is a predicted model, not a curated record. NCBI's taxonomy places the organism in Eukaryota, Fungi, Ascomycota, Dothideomycetes, Pleosporales, Didymellaceae. The transcript has a single exon. The annotation marks the transcript as partial.
UACGGGCUCUUCCUUCUGGACGAGAAGAAGCUGCCUGACGAUUCGAAAGACAUCAAAGGAGUGGACAUUGUGGCCAUACAUGGCCUGAAUGGGGACGCUUAUACGACAUGGCAACACGAGAAUGGGACUUUAUGGCUUCGAGAUCUGCUCCCGAAUGACCUUCCUGGGUCCCGCGUAUUCACCUACGGAUAU